Ailuropoda melanoleuca (giant panda) is the source of this 1500-nucleotide messenger RNA. RefSeq lists its product as uncharacterized. Gene Ontology annotation, biological process: tRNA transcription by RNA polymerase III; transcription by RNA polymerase II; transcription by RNA polymerase I. Gene Ontology annotation, cellular component: RNA polymerase III complex; RNA polymerase II, core complex; RNA polymerase I complex. Gene Ontology annotation, molecular function: zinc ion binding; DNA binding. The transcript has a single exon. The record is from RefSeq and is a predicted model, not a curated record. Lineage: Eukaryota; Metazoa; Chordata; Mammalia; Carnivora; Ursidae. The coding region runs from base 515 to 943 and encodes 142 amino acids.
CUGUCAAAUAAAUAAAAUCUUUAAAAAAAAAAUAAAUAAAUAAAAAUUAAAAAAUUUAAAAAAACUUCAACAAAAAGUAAAAUAUUCAAGAAAUUCAAGAUUAUUUGUAGGAACUUUAUAAAUGGGGAAAGCAGGGUAUGAUCUGAUCCAUACUGACGUUUUCUUCCAAUCACUCAGUAAACAUUUGUGGACCAUUCAUUAUGCAAUCACUGAACUCGAGGAGCUAGUUCAGUGAGGGAGAGACAAAUGCUUACGUAAACAAGUCCUUGCAACAGAAUGUAGUGUGAUGUCGAGAGUAUCAAUGAUGUGCUUGUGGGAGCACGUAAAUGUACACCCAGCCCCGAGAGGAUCAGGAAGAGCUUGCAGGAUGAGUCGGCAGUAGGUAAAGAAUAGAGGAAGGCCACUUGUGGCCAAGCAAUGAGAUGCACAGAAUAAAAGACAAUGAAGUGAGUCUGCCACGUUCCUGGAACUGAAAACAGUUCAGGCGCAGCUAGGAAAGAGAUGAGUCUGGAGAAUGCAGAGUGUGGCUGAUGGUCGGACAGCCCAGGGAACCAGCGGGCUGCCAUGCAGCUGCCAUGGCCAUCCUACAUGCUGCUUCACCUGUGGCAAGAUCGCCGGCAACAAGCAGGAGGCCUACCCGGGGUGCUGCAGGCCCUACACCGAGGGGGCUGCCCUGGAUGCACUGGGCCGGAAGUACAACUGCAGGGGUGGCAUGCUGCUGGCCCACACUGACCUGUUCGAGAAGCUGCUCGAGUGUGCGCGCCUGGAGAGUGACCAUGCUGGAGCCUCCCGCUGCCCUGCUGACCACAGGCAGGCCGGGUCGGGCCCAGAGUGUGUUCCACUGAGGCAGAAGAGCUGCAAGCAAUGCCUGACCACAGCCACGUGGGCCUGUGGACUCCCACUCUGGAAGGAACCAUCCAAUAAAGGUCCUUGCGGAGAGUGAGAGAGAGAUGAGCCUGGAGAGGGAAGAGAUACAGGCCACAGGUCAUGGUUUGCCAAGAAUCCUUUCCUUUCAGAAAUACCCAUUCUCCUCUGCUGUUCUCAUCGUUUCAUUCUAGAGUGACUGACCAAGGAAGAGCACAUGACCCAACCCAGGCCAUCCCCGGGCCUCUCCCUUCCUCAGGAUGAGUUUGAAGGACCAUGGGUUGCCAAUGACUGUGUUGCCUCCACAUGGACAGAACCUGUUAGAAACAAAACUAACAUGAGAAAAAGCAGGACCAGAAAAGAUAGUCAUUAGGGGCACCUGGGUGGCACAGUCGUUAAGUGUCUGCCUUCGGCUCAGGGCGUGAUCCCUGCGUUCUGGGAUCGAGCCCCACAUCGGGUUCCUCUGCUGGGAGCCUGCUUCUUCCUCUCCCACUCCCCCUGCUUGUGCUCGCUCUCUCACUGGCUGUCUCUCUCUGUCAGAUAAAUAAAUAAAAUCUUAAAAAAAAAAGAAAAGAUAGGCAUUAAUGCCAUCUUUGAACUCCUUGAUCUAGCCCUCCCUGAAGCCAACCCCGGACU